Molecule: messenger RNA, 1310 nt
Organism: Lycium barbarum (goji berry)
Lineage: Eukaryota; Viridiplantae; Streptophyta; Magnoliopsida; Solanales; Solanaceae
Product: plant UBX domain-containing protein 1
Exons: 8
Coding region: 121-990 (289 amino acids)
Biological process (GO): protein-containing complex disassembly
Molecular function (GO): ATPase binding
Source: RefSeq, a predicted model, not a curated record
AACCCGAAUUCGGAAAAGUAACCCACAAAAAGAGAAGUAUAUAUAGAAAUAUAAAAGCUGUAAGUAAUUUCAAUAAAGGAAAAGAGGCAAAGGCGAAUUCUUGAAGAAUUAGCUUUGCUAAUGAGAGCUGAUUCUAUAGCAUCAUCUAUAAAGCGUCAGAGAUUCACAACCGUUAAUCCAAUGGAGUUGGAAUCAGCUAAGGUGAAGCUUGCAGCUGCAAAAGAAAAGUUUGGACGUGAAAUCCGCGUAUUUGAAACAGCACCAGCUUCUUCAACGGCUUCUGAUAUUUCCAGCAACGUGUCAGAGGAGCCAGAAGACUUCUAUGAGUUCACACCGGAGGAUUAUUAUAGACUUUUGGGAACAAAAAAAGAAGAAAAGCACUUGAAGACAAAGAAGAUUCGCGAGGAAGAAGAAGCUGCACGCAAAGCAAGGAUAACAGCAAGGAUAACUAAGGCAGUAAUCAGAGUACGCUUUCCGGAUAAUUACACAUUGGAGGCCACAUUUCACCCAUCAGAGACGAUCCAGAGCUUACUUGACCUUCUUAUGAAAGUGAUCACUCAUCCGGAACUGCCUUUCUAUAUCUAUACUACUCCUCCUAAGAAGCAAAUAAAAGAUGCAUCUCAGGAUUUCUAUUCUGCUGGAUUUAUUCCUGGUGCUAUUGUCUAUUUCUCUUACAAUCUACCCAAAGUGUACAGGAAUAAUGAAACAGGAGAAGUUUUGUUGAUCAGUAAUAAUGGGAGGUUGGAGUUGUUAGAUGUAGAUGGUUUUCGGUUGGGUGACAGUGAAGGUGAUGACGGCGCUGCAGCAUCUGGGCCCUACCUUCAAGAAGAGGUCAUGUCUCUGCUAGGAUUGGAUACUAUGAUAGAGAAGGAGGAACCUGGUGAACCUAGCAGAGAUGAACCUCCAAAAAGCGACCCCCCUGCUUCAGUACCAGAUCAAAAGCCUGCUGCUGAUAAGAAGAAAAUUAAGCCAAAGUGGUUGAAAUUGUAAUAUGGUUCAUUUCAGGGUUAUGAUCAUAGUCUACUCUAAUCAAGUGUUAUCUGUAAUCCCGCUGGUUCUGUAAUCAGUUGUCACUAGAAGCUAAGACGUAUGUACAUGGUCCUCUUUGCUUCAAAUAGAUAAUCACUUUCUGGAGUUGUAUGGAGUUGUAUGCCAAAAGAGGAGGUUGGAACUUGGAAAUAUGUUGUUCCUCAUUCAAACAUAGAUUGAAAAUGAACUUCAGACAUUUCUUUGCUUGAUCUGUCGAUAAACAAAUGUAAGGUAUUACAAUGUAUAAGUAAAUUUGAGCUUCGGCUCCAGGUCUUGCUUCA